AUGAAGCAAGCUAGGUGUAAUGCCGAUUUGAUUUUUGCAGCGAAAGAAAUGGACAUUGUUUGCCCGGGCUCUGGCGGAGUUACCGACGUUAAGACUUCACAAGUUUGCAAGCUCGAAUGUAUAGCAGCACAUGCGAUUCCGCCAGAAAUUACCUGCACUUCUGGGGGAUGGGACUUUUCUGAUUCGCCUGUCUGCGAUGCUACAGCUGGAGGAGUCAACCCAGCCGGGCAAAUUGGAUUGAUUAUUUUCAUCCUUGCGUCUCUUUCUAUUGGCACUUUCUUCUAUCAAAGACACAGGAGAAAAAAGGAACAAGCAAAUCCACAAGCGAAAGAAGCUAAAACAACAGAUGGAAACACUGACCAUAAAUACUUCGACAAAAAGACAGUCGUCGGAAUGGGCAAAGACGGACUUGAUAAUUUGCAGACUGUGAAGGCAAAUGCACUCAGUCCCCUGCCACAGCCAAAAUCGGAAAGCGUCACAAAAGAGAGUUCAAGUGAAAAAGUUGCCUCUUUGGGAAGGAGAAGCCACACGGCUAGAUAUUCGGAUAUUAAGAUUUCAGAGAACUAA
This is a messenger RNA of Oikopleura dioica, 567 nucleotides long. NCBI's taxonomy places the organism in Eukaryota, Metazoa, Chordata, Appendicularia, Copelata, Oikopleuridae. The record is from the annotation of a GenBank genome assembly.